CCCACUCUUACCCCACCACCCCACCCUCUUUGUCGGCCACUGUAACAGCCACUACCAUCCAAGUAGCUCCCGCUUUCACAGUUUCAAACCUGUGCAUCUCUCUUCGUCUCUGUGGGCCACAUCUAAAAAGCCUGGUCUGUUCCCAUGGUACGGCAUUCUCCUUGUGACCAACAACGCGGACACUCCGGAAAUCCUAACUCUUGAAACGAAUAGACUGAUGUACAAAAAGUGACCUCGGCUUUACGGGAUCAAUUGACUUUAAUUCCGGUGUAUUGAAACAGAAUUCGGGUGUGUUUGUAUCAUAGAAAUACCGCUUUUGCUGAAUUAAAAUGUGAAAGUGUGAUGAAGUUGGCCGUUUAUCUUUUACUGAAACCUCCACGAAAGAGAAGUAAUUAAGUCUCACUGCAUUUUGUGCGAUUCUAGACACAGUCACUUGUGUAGAAAGUUUGAAGAAUAUUUUUCAAUCACUAAAUUUGAGUAAGACACAAUAAGUUCCCUUUUUUCCGAGGGUGAUGUCGUAGAUAUUUGUUCCUAGGAAGAUUACGAAAUCAAAAUUAUCAAAAUGGAUGAGGCAAAAGAAACUCAUCCAGGGUCCGAGCAGUCUCCUGUUGCUGCAGUCAUCGAGCCAAAGAAGUCUACAGCCUUUUCUAUUAGGGACCUUUUAGGUCUGAAAAGUCAUCAUCAACAGCAGCAACAGCAACAUAGACAGCACCAGUCUUAUCAUCGCAGCCAAAACGGCAACGAAAAUAAUGGACAAAAAGAUGGCGAAUCAACUCUUGAUGUUCAACGAGAUGAGAAUUCUUCGUCUGACUCAAGUUCCUCCAGAAUUUCUGUGGACUCCAAUGGAAACAACGUGAUAUUGGUUGAAGACAAACACUAUAGACCAUUUGAACACGAUUCGAUUGGGACGAGACAUGGCGACCACGAAAGUAUAGGAGAAGGGGUAUGUGAUAUCAUUAAUGAGAAAUGUCGUGAUGCUUGCGGGAAUUCGAAAACGUCACAUCUAGAGGAAUUGAAAGUUUGCGUAAAAUCCCCGGAAACAGCCACUCCCGAGGUAUCGGGGUCAAACAUAUCGGCUGGUAUCUUCUCACCUGUAGGGAUCUCUGAACUGAAGCCGGCCCGUGCCAGAACACCUGGCGAUGUAAGGGACACGGUGGACUCGAGACCGGCCAGGGAACAACAUCGGCUCAGUUUGAUGUCCAUGGGUGUCCGGAGUUCUCAGGGUGUCAUGGGGGUUAGUGACCACUCCCUGGAAAAUGACCCCAGGUGGCGUGGGGCUAGGAUGGACGCUAUCCAUGGACAACACAGCGGUCAGCAAAUGAUCAAUUUUAACAUCUUUUCAACCGGGCACGGGAAUAGAGAUCUCUUCGGAUGCGCUGAUAGCGCGGACAAGUCAGGUGUGGAGAGUCCGGUGUUUGAGCAUCUGCACCUACCUGGGCAGGGAAAGAAAAAGAAAAAGAAAAGACGUCAUAGGUACGGUAUCAUCACACUGACUAUUUGUACAUUUGUUUAUUUGUUCAUUCCUGUGUUUAUUUGUUUGGUAGAUUGUGAAGCCCUUGUGGAGCCACUGCUCCGACUGGUGAAUUAUUCACCGGUUCUCCACAACCGGACACGUCUCUCGGUCGUUCGAGUGUCGUCCUUGUCCCCGCGACUCUUGCUCUGA
Molecule: messenger RNA, 1663 nt
Organism: Aplysia californica (California sea hare)
Lineage: Eukaryota; Metazoa; Mollusca; Gastropoda; Aplysiida; Aplysiidae
Exons: 3
Coding region: 563-1663 (366 amino acids)
Source: RefSeq, a predicted model, not a curated record